Molecule: messenger RNA, 315 nt
Organism: Vicia faba (fava bean)
Lineage: Eukaryota; Viridiplantae; Streptophyta; Magnoliopsida; Fabales; Fabaceae
Source: the annotation of a GenBank genome assembly
AUGGCAAUGUGGGUGGAGGUGGAACAGUUGAAGGGGAAGGAGGUGAUUGAGAAACAGAUGGAGGGGAUGCAUCAUGUGAAGGAGGCAAAGGAGUACAUUUCGGUGGCUUUAUGUGUGGUGGUGCAGGUUGUGUUGAAGAAGGUUGUGAGCGUGGGUUGUUUGUUUAACAAUGGAGGAAACAUCAUCAUGUUAGUCCUGGAAGAAAGUGAGGAGGUUGUGUUGUUGGCAGCAACAUUGAGGGACAAGAUAAAUCCACAAGCUGCUGAUGCCACGCUACUGCUAGCCAUGGAUAAUACUCUCUGUGUGUUUCUCUAA